Messenger RNA from Rhinichthys klamathensis goyatoka, 3903 nucleotides. RefSeq names its product tyrosine-protein kinase JAK1-like. Bases 57 to 3398 code for a protein of 1113 amino acids. Lineage: Eukaryota; Metazoa; Chordata; Actinopteri; Cypriniformes; Leuciscidae. Gene Ontology annotation, biological process: cell surface receptor signaling pathway via JAK-STAT; hemopoiesis; cell differentiation. Gene Ontology annotation, cellular component: cytosol; membrane; cytoskeleton. The transcript has 23 exons. Gene Ontology annotation, molecular function: ATP binding; cytokine receptor binding; non-membrane spanning protein tyrosine kinase activity. The record is from RefSeq and is a predicted model, not a curated record.
AGAAAAUGCCCAGCACUUCAUUAAUAUAGUGCUGAGCACUGCAGAAGAAGUCAGUCAUGGCCUCGUCGAUAUUACAGGGGCUCGAGGUCCAUUUUUACCUGCCAGAGAAACACCAGAUUAUUCAUCUCUCAGGUAGAUUCACAGCAGAUGAACUGUGUAUUGAAGCUGCUAAGAAGUUGGGUAUAUCUCCUUUGUGUCACAGUUUUUUUGCCCUGUAUGAUGAAUAUAGCAAGCUCUGGUAUCCGCCCAAUUACUCCUUCAAUAUUGACGAGACAACCAGACUGAAGCUUUUCUAUCGCAUGAGGUUUUAUUUUACGAACUGGCAUGGGAACAGUAAGACAUCUCCUGCAGUGUGCAGACACUCUCUUAAACGAGGGGCGGGGUCUACGGGCUCAGCUGUGCUGGAUGCAGCUUCACUAACGUACCUUUACGCACAGAGUCAGAUUGACUUUCAGAGUGGUCUGGCACCGCUGCGUAGCGCUAGCAAUGAGUAUGACGUCCAGCAGAUAGAAAAUGAGUGUUUGGGUAUGGCUGUGAUGGCCAUCUCCCAUCAUUCCAUUGAAAAAGAUCUUCCUGUCUGUGAAUUUGAGUACAAAAAUUACAUUCCCUGGGUCCUAUACCAGUCCAUACGUCACAGGAACAUUCUCACACGUCUUCGCAUCUCCAACGUCUUUAAAGAUUUCCUUGAGGAAUUCAACAGGAAUACUGUGGAAGGCAACAGGAUCAGUACGCAUGACCUGAAGGUCAAAUACAUGUUGACUUUAGAGACUCUAACUAAACACUUCGGCCAGGAGGUGUUUAAACCCUUUUCCCUUAUCAUACAUGACAAUGAGCAAAUACUCACAGACUCCAGCUGUGCUGCUGGUGUUGACCACAAAGUCCUGGUGUCUGGCACCUCUGGCAUUCACUGGUGUAAAGUCCGCUCUGUGACCUGUUCAGAUCUGUGGACCAAUAAGAAGAGACAUAAAUCAAAGAGAGACCGUAAGAAAAGUAAAGAAGCAUCAUAUGAUCCAGGAGAGGAUAGAUGGACACUCUUUUCAGACUUUAAUGAGAUAACGCAUCUUGUCAUCAAAGGCUGCGUGGUUACCAUCCACAAACAAGACAACAAAAGCAUGGAGCUGACGUUGGCGUCCCACGAGGAGGCGCUGUCCUUUGCCAGUCUCGUAGAUGGAUACUUUAGGCUCACAGUAGAUGCACAUCAUUUCCUCUGCAGGGAUAUUGCUCCUGUCUCAUUGGAAAUUAACCUACAAGAUGGCUGCCAUGGUCCAAUCAAUAAUGAAUAUGCCAUCCAUAAACUCAAGCAGGAAGGUUAUGAGGAGGGCAUGUACCUGCUGCGCUGGAGUACUCAUGACUACGAUCAUAUUUUCCUGACUGUCAUAUGCAAUGAGAGGGAUUGUUAUGGCAGCAUCACCAAAGCCUUCAAGAACUUCCAGAUUGAAGUGAGCGCACAGGGCUUCCUCCUGACUGGGACAGAUGUUGUGAAACCCACUCUGAGAGAGCUGACGGACCACCUGUCUAGCCAGUGUCUCUCUACAGACCAAACCAGCUUAAGACUUGAGCAUGGCUGUCCACCCCAACCAAGAGAGCAAUCCAACCUCGUCCUGAUGACCAGAAAAGAUUCAGUGUCACACUCUUCAUUAAGCACCUUCCAUAGGAUCUUCAAAGAGGACAUUACCCAGGACAAACACCUGGGUCAAGGCACUCGCACAAACAUCUAUGCUGGGUGGCUGAAGUUGAGAAAUGAGGAUGAUGAGGGGGUUUUGGGCCUCCGGGUGGUGGAUGUGGUUCUGAAGAUGCUGGUAGCAGGACACAAUUACAUUUCUGCCUUCCUGGACACAGUCAGUGUAAUGCGACAGAUAUCCCAUAAACACAUGGUUCUGAUGUUUGGCAUAUGCAUGCACAGCAUGGACGUCAUUAUGGUGGAGGAGUUUGUUCAGUGCGGCCCUCUGGAUCUGUUCAUGAGAAGCCAUCGCUCUGAUCUCACGCCCCCCUGGAAGUUCCAAGUUGCGGAGCAGCUUUCCAGUGUCCUCAGUUAUUUGGAGGAUAAGAAGCUUGUCCACGGCUAUGUCUGCGCUAAAAACAUCCUGUUGAAGCUGGAUGGUCUAAAAGGACAGGGUGGUCCUUUCAUUAAACUGAGUGAUCCUGGACUGCCCAUUUCCGUGCUCAGCCGAAGGGAGUGUGUUGAAAGGAUCCCCUGGAUCGCCCCGGAGUGUGUUAAUAACCCCAAAGCACUGAGCGUUGCAGCAGACAAAUGGGGGUUUGGGACCUCACUGUGGGAGAUUUGCUACAAUGGCGAGGUGCCUCUGUCUGAGAAGAAACUCUCAGAGAAAGAGCGAUUCUAUGAGGUGUGCGGUACUCUGGUCACUCCCAGCAUCAGUGAACUGGCUGAUCUGAUCUCCCAGUGCAUGAACUAUGACCCCCGGAAGAGGCCGUUUUUCAGAGCCAUAGCGAGAGAGCUGGGCCGCAUCAAAGAGCAGCGAGAGCAGGAACUUCCCAUUAUAUCAGGGGUAAUUCCUCCACAGGAGACUGAUCCUGCAGAUUUCAAGAGGAGAUUCCUCAAGAAAAUCCGAAAACUUGGAGAGGGUAACUUUGGGACGGUGGAACUGUGUCUGUAUGAUCCUAAUGGAGAUCAGACAGGUGAGCUGGUGGCCGUCAAAUCUCUGAAAACACAGAAUGAGAGCAACAACCUGAGAAAAGAAAUCAACACCAUCAGAAACCUUUACCAUGAAAACAUCGUCAAAUACAAAGGCAUCUGCAAUGAAGAAGGAGGAAAGAACAUCAGGCUCAUUAUGGAGUAUUUGCCCGCUGGCAGUCUGAAAGAAUACCUGCCGAAUAACAAAUCCGACAUCACACAGAAGAGACUGCUGCUUUAUGCUCUUCAGAUAUGUCAGGGAAUGGAGUACCUUGGAUCUCAGAACUACAUCCACAGGGAUCUAGCAGCGAGGAACAUCUUAGUGGAGAAUAAAUCACUUGUGAAGAUCGGGGAUUUUGGUCUGACUAAGAGCAUCAAAGAUGAUAAGGAUUAUUACAAAGUGACAGAAGAACAGGACAGUCCUGUGUACUGGUAUGCUCCAGAGUGUCUGAUUAGUCGGAAGUUCUAUAAGGCAUCUGACGUUUGGUCAUUUGGGGUCACCCUCUAUGAAAUUAUGACCUACUGUGACCCAGAAUGCAGCCCUCCACAGGUUUUCAAGAAUAAGAUUGGUCAGUCUCAAGGGCAGAUGACUAUGGCCAGACUGGUAGAAGCUCUUGAGAAAGGCUGGAGGAUGCCACGCCCAGAUUCAUGCCCUGAUAUGGUGUACACUCAGAUGCACAGGUGCUGGAGUCAUGCCCCAGAAGACAGAGUGGACUUCGAGAGCCUGAUUAAAGAGUUUACGUUUCUCUCUAGAGAAAAAAUCUAACUUCCUUUCAUCACAUCAGGUUCACCUACAGAAUUCAGAUUCAUUUGGUCAUAUUUUUCUAUACAUUUCAUUUUCUUGUAUUUUUCUAUACCUUCCUCAUUAUAAGAACUAUUUUGCACGUUACUUUCUCUUUAAAUCGUUGUCAGUUAAUCACCUACCUCCAAAACAGUUUAUACAGUGUAAUCUUACAGGUACUUGGCUAACAAAACAGCAUACACUUAGCAUUUAAGAAUUAAGUUCUAAAAAGAUUCAUUUAUAAAAACUAAACCAGUUAUUUUAUGAAAGGUAAAAUGCAGAAGUGCCUUAUUAUCACAGGAGACAUAUUUGUUGUAUUUUACUGUAAUAUCUAUGACAUAGAUAGAUAGAGAGAGGAGUGGAUGAAUAUUGUCAUAAUUGUAAAAAAAAAAAUGUUUUAAAUAAAAUGUUCCUUGAUUUGAAAUGUGUCCUAAAGACAUUGUUUAUUGUACUGUAAAUCCAGUUCUGGUUUGAAAAAAAAAGUUUCUGA